AUGCACCCAAAGGGUGUCUAUUGUUUCAGAGGUGACAACGAUGACGAAGAUGGCGGGACACAAGAGACGGAUCGAAACCCCAAUCAUCCCUUCCUUUGGAAGCAGCUGUUAGAUGCGCCGGACCGGAGGCAUUCCUGCGACCCAUAUGAACAGCUCUUCACCGACUGGAACAUGUUGACCAAGUACUACGCCAGUCGGGAACUGACUGUACCCAACGACAACCUGGUUGCUCUGUCCGGAUUAGCCAACAACAUGAAGGCCAGACUUCAGCAAUUGAGACCAGGGCCGCAUCGGUAUCUCGCCGGCCUCUGGGAAGAGACAUUGAUUGACACACUUGUGUGGAACGUCAGGGCCCCGGCCAGAAGAGCAUUGAAGUAUCGGGCACCAUCAUGGUCUUGGGCAUGCCUCGAUGGAUAUCUCAACCUCAUAGGAUGCAAGCAUGGGGACAUGAUUUCCUUCACAUCCAUGGUCUCCGUGGAGAUGAGGUACCUCGGCAAAGAGGGCACAGGAGAGGUUGAUGGCGGCAUACUGACAUUGGCAGGGCCGUGUGCUUUGGCCAAGAUAGACAUGGAGAAGAGGAGUCACCAGUGGUUUGAGAACGAGAAAGACGUUCGAAUUAUCCAAGGCGACGAUGGAAGUAACCUUUACGAGAAGGACGAGACCAAAGUCAAAGUUUAUUUUGAUGCCUUGCAUGAUCUUACCGAUGAUGCUCUUCUUAUAUGGGUGUGUGCUCAUCAUUUCCAUGACGAGAAAUGGUUUGGCCAUGACCUGGUACUCGCCCGCGUGGAAGAGGAUAAGCAUCACGGGUUGGGCAUGGCAAGCUGCCAAUUUGAUGACAAGGAAGAUGCACGAGCAUUUAGCGCCAGAUUUUCCCAGAAGCAGAUCAAAAUCAUCUGA
Molecule: messenger RNA, 897 nt
Organism: Diaporthe citri
Lineage: Eukaryota; Fungi; Ascomycota; Sordariomycetes; Diaporthales; Diaporthaceae
Exons: 1
Coding region: 1-897 (298 amino acids)
Source: RefSeq, a predicted model, not a curated record